UUAUGAUCGAAUUUUUGUGAUUGUUUACUACAAUGGCCCUUAGCGGAAAACAGCGGGAAAGCAAUAGGGCAGUACAUUGUAAAACCUUAUUUUUCGUUGGAAGUAUUACAUUUCGGAAGAAAUAAAAGCGUGCAUGUACAUACAUAACAUUAAAUAUUGAAGGCUUUUAUACAAAAUAAUUAAAUGGCUGAACGAUUAGAAGAUUUAAACCUUCCAAAUGCAGUUGUUACUAGAAUUAUAAAGGAAGCUUUACCAGAUGGAGUUACUAUAGGAAAAGAUGCAAGAACUGCUAUUGCUAAAGCUUCAUCAAUUUUUAUUUUAUAUUUAACAUCGUCAGCAAACAUAAUAGCCAAAAAAGCAAAUCGUAAAACUAUUAGUGGCACAGAUGUUAUACAAGCAAUGGCAGAUAUAGAUUUUGAUCAGUUUGUAGAUCCUUUGCAAGAAUCUUUAGAAAAUUUUAAAAGAACUCAAAAAGAAAAGAAAGAUGCUACAACAAAGAAAAAGCAGAUCAAGAAAGAUGAAGAUGAAAUAGUUGAAGAUGAAGAUACUGGAAAGGAAAUUACAACUUUAUAACAUAGUUGAGAGUAACUUUUUGUAUUAAUACUUCUUGAUAAUAUAAAAUCAAUCGCAAAAGUGCAGUUUUUUUUUUAUAUUAUAUAUUUAUUAUUAUAACCAUUAUAUAUAAUAAUUAUCAAAUAUACAAGUAUGAUGUUUACUUUUCCAUA
Molecule: messenger RNA, 725 nt
Organism: Vespula pensylvanica (western yellowjacket)
Lineage: Eukaryota; Metazoa; Arthropoda; Insecta; Hymenoptera; Vespidae
Gene: Chrac-14
Product: DNA polymerase epsilon subunit 3
Exons: 2
Coding region: 184-573 (129 amino acids)
Biological process (GO): DNA damage response; heterochromatin formation; leading strand elongation
Cellular component (GO): CHRAC; epsilon DNA polymerase complex
Molecular function (GO): protein heterodimerization activity; chromatin DNA binding
Source: RefSeq, a predicted model, not a curated record